Molecule: messenger RNA, 6108 nt
Organism: Erinaceus europaeus (western European hedgehog)
Lineage: Eukaryota; Metazoa; Chordata; Mammalia; Eulipotyphla; Erinaceidae
Gene: COL22A1
Product: collagen type XXII alpha 1 chain
Exons: 61
Coding region: 525-5168 (1547 amino acids)
Source: RefSeq, a predicted model, not a curated record
GGGAAUCCCACCACUCCGGCCAGUGUGCCCCUGGGGGUCCGGAGCAGAGCAGCUUUGUCUUUGCGCUGCUGCAGCUGGGCCGGCUGAGCUGCUGCAUUCCUCCCCCAGGAAGUAUCUACCCCUUUCCCCCUUCUCCUUUUGUUUCUUUCACACUAUUUUAGUCUCUGAAGUUCCAAGUCUUACCUUUUUUUUUACUUUUUUUUUUUUUUUUUUGGUUUUUUUGGUUGUCUGCUUUACAAAGCAGCCCUCUGUCUGGGCACUGGCCUGGACUUACUACAAGUCGAGGUUAGAGACAGUUUGCUAGACUUUGGGGAAGGGUGGUAGGCGGCUGGCAGGUGCCCCUCACACUCCUCCCAAGGGGGCUGCCUGUGGCAGGUUUCUCCUGCCUUUGUGAAUGUUGCUUUCAGUGGAUCUUCAAAAGCAGCUGACAUCCCUAGAGAUUCUCCUUUCCCAGGAAAUGUUCCAGUAAACCUCUAAUGCUGUUUCUUCCUGGCUGAGCAAACUGGUUUCCAAGUACAAGAGCCAUGGCUGGUCUUCGAGGGAAUACCCCAGCCUGCCUCCUCUGGAUUCUGCUGUUAUGGAGUGGGGCCCGAGGCUGCCAGGCACAGAGAGCAGGUUGCAAAACCGUCCACUACGAUCUGGUCUUCCUUUUGGACACCUCCUCCAGUGUGGGCAAGGAGGAUUUCGAGAAAGUCCGGCAGUGGGUGGCCAAUCUGGUGGACACCUUCGAGGUGGGUCCCGACCGGACCCGCGUGGGCGUGGUGCGCUACAGCGAUCGGCCCACCCCGGCUUUCCAGCUGGGCCACUUCGGCUCCCGGGAGGAGGUCAAGGCAGCGGCCCGGAGCCUGGCCUACCACGGCGGCAACACCAACACCGGCGACGCGCUGCGCUACAUCACCGCGCACAGCUUCUCCCUGCAGGAGGGGGGCCGCCCCGGGGACCGAGCUUUCAAGCAGGUGGCCAUCCUCCUGACCGACGGCCGCAGCCAGGACCUGGUGCUGGGUGCUGCGAGCGCAGCCCACCGGGCCGGCAUCCGCAUCUUUGCCGUGGGUGUCGGCGAGGCUCUAAAGGAGGAGCUGGAGGAGAUCGCCUCCCAGCCCAAGUCGGCCCACGUCUUCCAUGUGUCUGACUUCAAUGCCAUCGACAAGAUCCGGGGCAAGCUGCGGCGCCGGCUGUGCGAAAAUGUGCUGUGUCCAAGUGUCCGUGUGGAAGGCGAUCGCUUUAAGCACACCAACGGGGAAACAAAGGAAAUCACAGGUUUUGACCUGAUGGAUUUGUUCAGCAUAAAGGAGAUCUUAGGGAAGAGAGAGAAUGGAGCCCAGAGCGCCUAUGUCCGGAUGGGAUCUUUUCCUGUGGUGCAAAGGACUGAGGAUGUGUUCCCACAAGGAUUGCCUGAUGAAUACGCCUUUGUCACAACCUUCCGGUUCAGGAAAAUGUCCCGUAAAGAAGAUUGGUACAUCUGGCAGGUCAUCGACCAAUAUGGCAUCCCACAGGUCUCCAUCCGGCUGGAUGGUGAGAAUAAGGCAGUUGAAUACAACGCUGUUGGUACUAUGACGGAUGCUGUCAGGGUGGUCUUCCGAGGUCCUCAGGUCAACAGUCUCUUUGACCGGGACUGGCACAAGAUUGCCUUGAGCAUUCAAGCCCAGAAUGUCUCUCUCUACAUUGACUGUGUGCUGGUGCAGACGCUGCCCAUUGAGGAGAGGGAGAACAUCGACAUCCAGGGCAAGACCGUGAUUGGCAAGCGUCUCUAUGACAGUGUGCCUAUUGACUUUGACUUACAGAGGAUUGUGGUAUACUGCGACUCCAGGCAUGCAGAGCUAGAGACUUGUUGUGAUAUCCCCUCUGGUCCGUGCCAGGUAACAGUGGUGACAGAGCCCCCACCUCAGCCAGAACUGCCUCCCACCUCAGGCAGUGAACAGAUCGGGUUUCUGAAGACUAUCAACUGCUCCUGCCUCCCUGGAGAAAAGGGUGACAAGGGUUUGGAUGGUCCUGUGGGACUCCCCGGUCCAAAGGGGGACAUGGGAGCCACUGGGCCUGUUGGAAUUCCUGGAUCCAAGGGAGAAAAAGGAGACAUGGGCAGAGGACCUUUUAUCCAAGGAGAAAAAGGAGAAAAGGGUUCGCUGGGUCUACCUGGUCCUCCUGGAAGAGAAGGUAGCAAGGGCAUUCGGGGGGAACCAGGAGAACCUGGGCUGCCUGGUGAGGUGGGCAUGCGGGGAUACCAAGGACCACCUGGACUUCCUGGACCUCCUGGACAUGAGGGAAUUCCUGGUCUCCAGGGAGAACGGGGUGAAAAAGGAGGCAGAGGAGAAAAGGGAGAACGAGGCCUGGAUGGAUUCCCUGGAAAACCUGGGGAGGCAGGAGAACAGGGAAGACCUGGACCACCGGGUAUUCCUGGACCCCAAGGAGAGAAGGGUGUUGUUGGGCCUGUUGGACCUCCUGGCAUUCCUGGCUCUGUGGUGCAGAAAGAAGGCCUGAAGGGUGAACAGGGUGCUCCCGGGCCUCGAGGGCACCAGGGCCCACCUGGACCUCCAGGAGCUCCAGGUCUUCUGGGUCUAGAAGGCAAAGAAGGACCCCCUGGAUUACAAGGUCCUCGUGGGAAGAAAGGUGAAGUAGGCACACCUGGGAUCCCUGGGUCAUUGGGACCACAGGGAGAGCCUGGAGAAAGAGGGGAAGAUGGUCUCCCUGGAAAACCAGGUCUUCAGGGUGAAGUUGGGGAGCAGGGCCUGGCAGGUCGACCUGGAGAGAAGGGAGCAGCGGGUCUCCCUGGUGCUCCAGGAUUCCCAGGCCUGAGGGGGCUGAAAGGAGAGCAGGGUGAGAAAGGUGAGCUGGGACUUCCGGGACUGAAAGGUGACCAAGGUGAAAAGGGAGAAGCUGGUCCAGCAGGCCCCCCUGGAUUGCCUGGAACUAUACCCCUGUUCACACCCCAACCAAGAAUACCAGGAGAACAAGGGCAAAAAGGAGAGAAGGGUGAUCGAGGGUCGCCUGGUGAGCCAGGAUCUCAGGGACAUCCCGGAGAACUGGGACCUCGCGGACCUGCUGGACCACCAGGUGCUAAGGGACAAGAUGGUCUUCAUGGGACACCUGGAGUGGCUGGAAACCCUGGCCCAGCUGGACUUGUUGGUGCUCCUGGUCCCAGUGGCUCUCCAGGAAGCAUGGGUCCCCCUGGCAUCAGAGGCCCUCCUGGGAAAGAUGGGGAACGUGGAGAGAAGGGAACAGCUGGUGAGGAAGGACGCCCAGGGCCAGCGGGCCCCAGAGGAAAUCCUGGUUCUCCCGGGCUCCCAGGCCCUCCUGGGAAGGGGAAAGAUGGAGAGCCGGGACUUCGUGGACCACCUGGGUUACCUGGGCCUUUAGGAACAAAGGGGGACCGUGGGGCACCUGGGAUUCCUGGCUCCCCUGGAAACCGUGGUGAUCCAGGCAUUGGGGUUGCUGGUCCUCCCGGCCCUUCUGGACCACCAGGAGACAAGGGGACCGCGGGAUCCAGAGGCUUACCUGGAUUUCCUGGCCCCCAAGGACCUGCUGGCCAUGACGGCGUACCAGGAAAUCCAGGAGAAAGAGGACCUCCUGGAAAGCCAGGAACCUCUCCACUACUAUCCCCAGGGGACAUAAGUCUCUUGAUUAAGGACGUGUGCAAUGACUGCCCUCCUGGCCCCCCAGGCCUCCCGGGUCUUCCAGGUUUCAAAGGGGACAAAGGUCUUCAGGGAAAGCCAGGAAGAGAAGGCACGGAAGGGAAAAAGGGAGAUGCUGGGCCUAGAGGUCUCCCUGGACCUCCAGGAACAGCUGGACCACAGGGUGUUAAAGGAGAGCAUGGUGCAGACGGUGAGGCUGGCCAGAAAGGAGACCAGGGUCAUCCUGGAGUUCCAGGUUUCAUGGGGCCUCCAGGGAACCCUGGGCCACCAGGAGUGGAUGGAAUUGCAGGAGCUGCUGGACCUCCAGGAAUCCAAGGACCACCUGGGAAGGAAGGUCCUCCUGGCCCCCAAGGCCCAUCUGGAUUACCCGGAAUCCCUGGAGAAGAAGGCAAAGAGGGCAGAGAUGGAAAACCAGGUCCUCCUGGAGAACCGGGCAAAGCUGGAGAGCCAGGUCUGCCAGGACCAGAGGGUGCCCGAGGUCCUCCAGGCUUUAAGGGACAUACAGGAGACUUAGGUGCACCUGGACCCCGGGGAGAACCUGGUGCCAUAGGACCCCCUGGCCAAGAAGGGGCCCCAGGAAAAGAUGGUGACACUGGACCCAUAGGACCACAGGGUCCCCGAGGACUGAGGGGCCCCGCGGGUAAAAAUGGAUCACCUGGAUCUCCAGGGGACUCUGGACCUCCAGGAAACCCAGGUCCUAAGGGAAGCAGAGGAGAAAAUGGCAGCCCAGGACUUCCUGGAUUUCUGGGUCCCCGUGGGCCUCCGGGAGAAGUGGGUGAGAAAGGAGUCCCAGGCAAGGAGGGUACCCCUGGGAAGCCUGGAGAGCCAGGACUCCAAGGAGAAAGGGGAGAUCCUGGGAUCAAAGGUGACAAAGGACCUCCUGGUGGGAAGGGGCAACCUGGAGACCCUGGAAUCCCAGGCCACAAAGGCCACACAGGUCUGAUGGGCCCCCAAGGACCACCUGGAGAGAAUGGGCCUGUGGGUCCCCCAGGACCUCCAGGCCAACCAGGAUUUCCAGGACUGAGGGGAGAAUCUCCUUCUAUGGAAACCUUGAGGAGGCUCAUCCAAGAAGAACUUGGCAAACAGCUGGAAGCAAAACUUGCCUACCUCCUGGCCCAGAUGCCCCCAGCACACAUAAAGGCUUCGCAAGGCAGACCCGGGCCUCCAGGGCCCCCUGGAAAAGAUGGCCACCCAGGCCGGUCAGGGCCCAUUGGAGAACCAGGAAGACCUGGGCAGGGGGGGAUGGAAGGACCUUCUGGACCAAUAGGUCCCAAAGGUGAUCGAGGAGCCAAAGGGGACCCAGGCGUGCCUGGAGUUGGCCUCCGAGGCGAGAUGGGCCCUCCUGGAAUCCCAGGUCAACCCGGGGAACCUGGUUAUGCUAAAGAUGGACUUCCUGGGGCUCCUGGGCCUCAAGGGGAGACAGGACCAGCUGGACAUCCUGGACCUCCAGGCCCACCUGGUCCCCCUGGUCAGUGUGACCCCUCUCAGUGUGCUUAUUUCGCCAGCCUUGCUGCCCGCCCAGGUAAUGUGAAAGGCCCUUAGAAGACUCCAGGAAGUCAGGAGACUGCAGUGGAUGUCCGAAACUUGAACUCAGAGCUUGACGAGAAGCCAGAGGUCUUGAAACAUUUCUGGCAUGUGUCUUUUACUCUCUUCUUUAUUUUUUCGAGAGACCUCGACUUUGUUGAAGCCAACAGAUGCUGCCGGUCGGUCAGAGUAUUAUUAAUAUAAUUAUUAUUGUUAACUAUUAUUAUUGUUAUAUCAUUUCAUGAUGCUUUGCAAGAUUUCCCCCCCCUCUCUGCUAUGUUGGAAAAACUGGUUAUGUGUGGCACUGUAUGUUCUCAUGGCAUGUGACAGCCCUCACGGAAGUGUGUAGCCAUGUUGAGGGAUACUCUUGGUGCUAUGAAACCCUGCCCAGGCACUUAGCAAAUUUACUUCCUUCCUCACAAGGAAACUUAAGGAAAAAAGACAAUGAGCUGCGAUUCUCAGUUCUGUGUAGAGGUUAUCCGUGGAGAAAUUAUCUACACGUUUCCACUUCCUGGGAGAAAAGAGAAAUGGAGCAGGGCUGGAAAGAACUUUCAAGCAUAUAGACUAUAUUCACUUCCUGUUAGAAAGUGCACACAGAGCCUGACAUCAGUCCUCAGGGAGUGAACAUGGCCACCUCACUGUUGGAAGUUUGCAGAAGGGAAAUAAAGCCCACAUGAGUUGGCAAGAGUUUUAGAGAGUCCUGUAUCUGGGCCAAAGCUGGAGUGGGGGUGUUGGCUUGGAGAAAGCAGCCCCUAAGUGUUAAUUAGUGCCUCACUUUUGGUUUCACUUUCAUUGUAAAGGAAAGGCUCCUGGCUUUGCCUAACCCUGAGAAAUGUGCAGAGAGAUUGGCCAGCACGGAACUCAGGUCUCCAGGGUCUCAUCUCUGAAAUGGCAUUGUGUGUACAUGCAUUUGUGGAAGCUGGUACAAACAGGUGCUCAAUAAAUGUGAGUUUUCUUC